Molecule: messenger RNA, 546 nt
Organism: Rhopalosiphum padi (bird cherry-oat aphid)
Lineage: Eukaryota; Metazoa; Arthropoda; Insecta; Hemiptera; Aphididae
Product: ATP-dependent DNA helicase PIF6-like
Exons: 1
Coding region: 1-546 (181 amino acids)
Source: RefSeq, a predicted model, not a curated record
AUGUUCGAAGCUGAUAAAAAAAACUAUAUUUCCAUAGAUACACUUACUAAUCAAGAUGAAGCUAUAGAUAUCCCGACUGAAUUUCUUAACUCAUUAAAUCCAUCAGGUCUCCCCCCACACAAACUUGAUUUAAAAAUCGGUGCGCCUAUUAUUCUUAUGCGAAAUUUAAAUGCUCCCAAAUUGUGCAAUGGAACCAGAUUAAAAAUAUUAUCUUUGAAAAAAAACCUUAUUGAAGCUGAAAUUCUUACCGGCUCAGCGAGUGGUCAAAUGGUAUAUAUCCCAAGAAUACCAAUGAUAACAAACGAGUACCCCUUCGAAUUUAAACGUGUCCAAUUUCCAGUUAAACUUUGUUUUGCUAUGUCAAUUAAUAAGGCACAAGGACAGACAAUGAAAGUUGCAGGAAUUGACAUCAGCGAUUCAUGCUUCACUCACGGACAAUUUUAUGUUGCCUGCUCCCGUGUAAGCUCAGAAAAAAACUUAUACAUUUAUGCCCCUGGUGAAAAAACUAAUAAUAUAGUUUAUAAAGAAAUAUUGGUUAAUCGGUAG